GUUUUUAUCCAGCUUGCAGGUAAAGGGUUACAGAUUCUAGGAAGUAUUAAAUGCAAACUUUAAAGGAUUUUAUUUUCAUCUGCAGUCACAUGACAACUUAAUACCCAAUGACACUAACUACAGUGUCUCAUUAAGAGGUCAUGCAAACUCCCAAGCUAAACAAGGCAUUCUUACAUAUUUAACAUUCAAAUGCAGGAGCCGAGCUAAGCCAUGGAAGAUUAUAAUCAGAAAAAAGCAACACUUCCUGAUCAGGACAAAAGCUACAGGUUAUUCUGGAACGUGAGAACUUCUUGCUGUUUGGAUCUAUGACAACUACAUAGAUGCUAUUCACUCAUUUGAACAAUCUGCACCAAUAUGGAUCAAGACAUUUAAACCAAAUCUUUCAAGCAGUCGAUGGAGUACAGUCUGAAAGCUACAUUUUUGAUCCAGAAGAAUUACAAUCACCUGGAUGCACUCACGAAGGAAACAGCUACAAACAAGAUGAGCAAAGAAGCAAUAAAUUCAAAUUCAAACAGAACCGUGAAAUUAAAGAACAGAAAAAAGAACUCCAGAAGGAUGAGCUAAAUAGAACAGGAAUUAAAAAUCGUGUAAACAGCACAGGGGAGACCCUCUGGAACCACAGAGGCGAUGCUUUUCAAGAUGACAGCCUUGUGAAGUGUGUUGCAAAGCUUGACGUUGCAGUCAAUGGCAGCAACUCCCAUGCUGGUGUGCACCCCACUCUCAGCCCCAGCACAAACUCAGUGAAGGAAGCCAGUGAACAGGGCACCUCCAGCCAGCCAGCAGAGCCUUCUUCAGUCAACACUGGAGACUUCCACUCCAAAUUGAAUGAGUGUGGCCAAGAGCUUGACCUAGGAGCAGGCAGACACAGGAAGGCAGACUGCAAUCAGACAAACAGUAUUCUAGGUGUGAAGCCCCAGUCUGUAGAAGAUAGCAACUUUCCCCAAGGAAGUGCAGUACUGGAGAUCCAAAAUAAUGAUGCCAUAAGACUGCCAGAUAUAGAUUAUUGCCAAAAUGGCAAUCAAAUCAGGAACUAUGUUGAAAAAGAUAGCAUUUCAGUCAACUGUGCACACCCAGACCAAAUGAGUAAGCAUUCAGUACUGCAGGGCCAAGACCUUCAUGUAACCUCACCUUUGCAUAUGAAGAAAAGCAGUAUCGAGCCUUUUAACAGUGACUCUGCAGGCUUGAGUGAGGACAUUCCCAAUAGCAUUGCUGCCACAGCUGUGCCCACAAUAGCACAGGCACCCACACACAACAGCCACAAAGACAUCAAUGGACAAAUUGAGGAGGAAGACGCAGAAGUAGCAGCCGCUUUGGCUGCACUGGAAGCUGCAACUGCAGGUGAAGACCUGGAAGAGGAUGAUGAAUACUAGAUGAAGGUCUCUUUCUGAUAGAAUGGGUGAGAUCCAGAUUUUUUUUUUUCGUGGAUUUACAUGAAUGCAUGUGCUGUUCAUGGGGACAGCUGUUACAAAACCUAUAUAUGAAAAGAGUUGGGACUAAAUCUCUAUCCCUUUGAAUGUUUUAUACAGCCUUCUAACUUCUACUGCCUGAGGCACACACACUCUUCUGUACAGGACAAACCAGGAGGGCAAAGCAUCAUUCUUUACACACAUGAUAUUCUGCUGUAUAUCCACCUCAUCUGGUCUCACACAAACAUUUCCCUCAGUUUUGACUCUCAGGAGGGUCUGCGCACACUGCAUUUUCCAGGUUCAGAAAAAUUCCAUUAUUUAAAACUGAACUAUAGAAGACAUGGAGUUAGAAAUCACAGAUUUUCAUGUUAGCACAAACAAUUAAAACUGACCCACAGCUCUAUAAUACAGCGUGAAAGGAAGAAGGCAGCUAGCUCACACUUCAGUUCAAGCACAGGUGGGUUUAGGAUGAUAACUCUACUUUUUCUGUUACACCUUGCCUGGACUUGAUCUGAUACCCCAGUGACUUGCUUUCAUAGAAUCAGAAUUGCUCAGGUUGGAAAAGACAUUCAAGAUCAUCAGGUCACAACCACAACUUAACCACACUACCUUAACUCUAACAACCCACCUCUAAAUCACAUCCCUGAGCACCACAUCCAAACAGGUUUUAAACACACCCAGGGAUGGUGGCUCAACCACCUCCCUGGGAACCCAAUUCCAGUGCUUAACAA
This is a messenger RNA of Meleagris gallopavo (turkey), 2137 nucleotides long. It is a transcript of the gene PGCKA1, whose product is annotated as PDCD10 and GCKIII kinases associated 1. The record is from RefSeq and is a predicted model, not a curated record. NCBI's taxonomy places the organism in Eukaryota, Metazoa, Chordata, Aves, Galliformes, Phasianidae.